Messenger RNA from Eimeria acervulina, 270 nucleotides. RefSeq lists its product as hypothetical. The transcript is spliced from 2 exons. NCBI's taxonomy places the organism in Eukaryota, Apicomplexa, Conoidasida, Eucoccidiorida, Eimeriidae. Bases 1 to 270 code for a protein of 89 amino acids. The record is from RefSeq and is a predicted model, not a curated record.
AUGCGUGCAGGUGCUGUUGCUGCAGCAGCAGCAGCAGCAGCUGCUGCUGCUGCUGCUGCUACCAACGAAGAAAGAAGACUUGCAGAGGAGCCGCUGCAACCUGGGGCUCGAGAUGACAUUGUUUGUUUGCACUUCAUCAGCGCUCGUUCCCUUCAGCAGCAACUAAAGCAGCAGCAGCCGCGUAAGCCGCAGCAGCAACAGCAACAGCAGCAACAGCAGCAACAGCAGCAAAGACAGCAACAGCAGCAGCAGCAGCAGCAGCAGCAGUAA